AUGGAGGAAACUGCUUUCCAGGGACGCUCCAUCCAUUCUGUCUCCGGUCUGAAAAUGGCUGUGAGCUUCCAGACCUCCGCUGAGUUUGUGCUGCAGGAGAAGGUGCACAUCUCUGUGGCCGUUUGGAAUUUGUGCACAGAGCAGCUAGAGCGCGUUUCAUUCCGGGAUCAGUUUACAGCAGCCUGCGAGUUCAGUGGAUCUGCUGCCACAGACAGGUGCCGCUCCCACAUGGACCGAUUCCAUCACAACAAAUCACACUGGGAAGAGCACGUCCCCGGCUCUAGGAUUCAGCUCCCUGACCCAAAAGGAUCCCAGUGCAAGCUUCAGCUGCUGAAAGCUAACCCUGCAGAUCUCCUCUUAGCUGCGCCACGAUGUAAUCCGGUGUGUUUGCAGAUGGCACAAGCAGCCAAGCCCUCCUCUCAGGCCGAUGACUUGUACCUGGAGGACCCUGGAUCAGGAGGGUACUACCCCGAGGACGACGAUGACUUUAGCUCCGGCUCCGGUUCAGGUGGAGGCGGGGAGGCUGUGGAGGAAGUGGUGACCGUCACUGCAGUUUAUGAGGAGCCUCCUCAGCCCACCCAGGACUCCACCAAGGCCUUAACCCCCCGGGUGGAUGCCCCCACGGUCAGAGGAAAGACCAGGGAAGGCUCGCCCAGGAAGCCUUUCAGAACCGAGGCACCAGUUCCAGUCACAGAGAAUCAGGAGAGGAACCAGAUGACGUUCACAACCGGCUCCCCCGGAUCUCCUCAGGAGCCCAUCGAGGUGCGCACCGAAAACCUCUUCCAGAGGACCGAGGUGCUGGCAGCGGUGGUUGCGGGCGGUGUGAUUGGAUUCCUGUUUGCCAUCUUCCUCAUCCUGCUGCUGGUGUACCGCAUGAGGAAGAAAGACGAGGGCAGUUACGACCUGGGAGAGAGGAAACCCUCCAGCUCAGCCUAUCAGAAGGCCCCAACCAAGGAGUUUUAUGCAUGAAGCCCUGACCGCGUCCUGACCGGCGCAGGAGCGGUCCCACAGUGAACGGCUCCAUGGACGGCGCCGGUGGGGGUGCAAGUUUCCUGUUUCCAUGGCGGCUGGAGGAGGGAAAGCUGUGGACGGAGGGAUAGAAUCAAUCAGUGCACCUCCCUGUUCAUUAUCUCCGGGGUAAAAUGAUGCCUUUGAUCCCCACACUAACUCUGUUCCUGCUUUUUCUGAAUUUCCAAUAAAGACAGGCAUCAGGACCCCCCUUCAUCCUACCCCCUCACGGGCAAAGUAAUUUGCUCAGACCCCCCCCCUCACUAGCCAUCAGUAGAGUGGCUGCUGGACAUCACAACAUGUAAGUAUUGCCCCCGAUGUGUAACAUCUGUACUGUAACACAAGGAAAGCUGUUAAACCUGCCCUUUCAUACUGAACUGAAACCCAAAGACUGUUUCUGCCCCUCGUCGUGGCCACAUCCUAUUGUUUCCUCUCUGUUAGACACCUGAUCUUUGAGUCUCUUUGCUUACUAGUGUAUGAAAAGAUAUAUAAAUAUAUAUAAAUGUAUAUUCACCAAUGUUUGAAACCUUCAAAGUGCCUACAUUUGGACAUGUUCCUGCCCAGGUGAGCAUGUGCUGGAGGGCGUAACACUUUUUUUAGUCUUACAAAGCUGACAGUAUUGUACCUAUACGUUGAAACACAACACUACUGAAUAAACAUUGUGGCCUAACUUCCUGUU
Molecule: messenger RNA, 1687 nt
Organism: Menidia menidia (Atlantic silverside)
Lineage: Eukaryota; Metazoa; Chordata; Actinopteri; Atheriniformes; Atherinopsidae
Source: the annotation of a GenBank genome assembly